GCCCAAAUGGACCCAAAUAGAGAAAAAUAUAGGAAAUGGGCCUGUUAGAUCUCAAAUAAAGAUGCUCCCUAAUAAUAAGUGGGCCUUACAUCAAUGCGACAAUCACGCAUCUCCGCACUCUGACUUGUCUCCUCCGUAAACACCCUUAAAGCCCCCCUUCCAAUCUCUUCUCCAUUCCCAAACAGAAAAACAUAAUUUAAAAGAACAAUUUUUCUGGCAGGGAAUUAUAAAUAGAAAUGGGAGAAGAAGGCGAAGGAGAAGAGUAUUUAUUCAAGGUGGUGGUGAUCGGAGAUUCCGCCGUCGGGAAGUCGAAUCUGCUGUUGCGGUUCGCCAGAGACGAGUUCGACGCGAACUCGAAGGCCACCAUCGGGGUGGAGUUCCAGACGCAGACGGUGGAGGUGGACGGCGGCAAGGCGGUGAAGGUCCAGCUGUGGGACACCGCCGGCCAGGAGCGGUUCCGGUCCGUCACCUCCGCGUACUAUAGAGGGGCCGCCGGAGCUCUCAUUGUGUAUGACGUCACUCGGGGGCCCACUUUCGAGAGCGCCAGAAGCUGGAUUCAAGAACUCAACAACCAUUGUGAUAACACAACAACAGUGAAGAUUCUGGUAGGGAACAAGUGCGAUUUGGGGGAGAUGAGAGAGGUGAGCAUGGAAGAGGGCAAGUCCCUUGCAGAAGAACUUGGCCUCUUCUUCAUUGAGACCUCCGCCUUGGACUCCACCAACGUCACCGCCGCCUUCGACAUUGCCGCCAGGGAGAUUUACAACAACGCCCGCCGGAACCUCAUUGACGUCUCCUCCCAUUCCUACUACAAACCCCAACUCGCCUCCGCCGACCACCGGGUUAGCCUCGCCGGCAUCGCCCUCUCCAAUGGGGGGACGAGUGGUGGUAGUAGUCACAGUAAGAACAUAUACACUGCUUGUUGUUCCACAUAAUUUUGGGCUGUUUUUUUCUUUUCCCCCCUUUUUUCCAGUCUGUUUUUGCACUUCUGUGGUAAAAAGUGAAUCUCUUGUCAUAAAAAAAAGUGAAAUUU
Cuscuta campestris is the source of this 1030-nucleotide messenger RNA. NCBI's taxonomy places the organism in Eukaryota, Viridiplantae, Streptophyta, Magnoliopsida, Solanales, Convolvulaceae. The record is from the annotation of a GenBank genome assembly.